Rhinichthys klamathensis goyatoka is the source of this 1427-nucleotide messenger RNA. RefSeq names its product insulin-like growth factor binding protein 2b (gene igfbp2b). The transcript has 4 exons. Gene Ontology annotation, molecular function: insulin-like growth factor I binding; insulin-like growth factor II binding. NCBI's taxonomy places the organism in Eukaryota, Metazoa, Chordata, Actinopteri, Cypriniformes, Leuciscidae. Bases 160 to 960 code for a protein of 266 amino acids. The record is from RefSeq and is a predicted model, not a curated record. Gene Ontology annotation, biological process: regulation of insulin-like growth factor receptor signaling pathway. Gene Ontology annotation, cellular component: extracellular region.
GACUAGGUUUUGACGUGAUGUCACGUCGGAGUAACAUGACAGCAAAUAGGACCCAGCAGAGCUCUCCGGCGAACCUCACCUGUCCCCAAACGCACUUUUACUUUUCCACCUGAAGUCGCCUGCAGAAUCCCGACAUCUGUCAGUCUUAAAGAUAAAGGCAUGUUUUGUGCAUUGCUCUGCAGUUUGUUGCUCCUGCACGGCUCGGUCGGGGAGAUCGUGUUCCGCUGCCCGAGCUGCACCGCGGAGCGCCAGGCGGCGUGUCCCAAGAUCACCACCUCUUGCGAGAUUGUCAGGGAACCGGGUUGCGGUUGCUGUCCGGUUUGCGCACGGCAGAAGGGCGAGCUGUGCGGCGUCUAUACGCCGAGAUGCGGGAGCGGUUUAAGGUGUUACCCUAGCGCGAAUUCAGAGUUACCACUGGAACAGCUGAUACAGGGACUAGGACGAUGCGAGAACAAAGUGGACCUGGAGCCCACCAUGACCAACCAGGAGUCAGGACACAGUGGAGAAGUAAAUAGCACACGCUCCCCUCUGAUGAAGAAGACCAGCAAAGAAAACAACUACCAACACUACAAGGAAAUGGCUGUGAAGCAGCAUCACAACAGUAAGAGGAACAGGAUGUUCAGCCCCCAGGAUGAUCUCAAAACGCUUCUCCCCAAACAGAGCCAGUGUCAGCAGGAGCUGGAUAAAGUGUUAGAGAACAUCUCCCGAAUGACGUUCCAUGACAACAAGGGGCCUCUGGAAAAUCUGUAUGACCUGAAGUUUCCCAACUGUGACAAGACAGGACAGUACAACCUUAAGCAGUGCCACAUGUCCAACCACGGACAGAGGGGCGAGUGUUGGUGCGUCAACCCCUACACUGGUGUCCAGAUAUCCUCGUCCCCCAAAGUGAGGGGGGACCCCAACUGCAGCCAAUUCUAUGGCGGUCCCGAGCUGGAACCGCCCACCGCCCAGCAGAAAUAGACGCUCCAUCAGGGAGAUGCACCGGGUCACAAACAAGGAUAGUUAAAAGCGAGUACAAGAGUGGUGUGCAUGUGUGUAAUUCUGUACAUGUAUGUGUGUGUAUUUUUGAAAUAGUAUGAUCUGCAUUGUCAAUAGGAGUGUGGAAAGUCACAUGCCAGCAAAGACAAUUCAAGGACAGGUAGUUAAACUUCUCAAAUCCAGAUAACUGUACUCCAAAUUUAACCCUGAGUUAUUGUUUUUUUCUGCCUAUUUAUAGGCUCAUCUGGUGCCUUUUAAUCUUGUGACUGAAUCUGGUUGCGGGGAGUCGCUUGUACAGCAUUUGCAGCUGUUCGGUGUGAAGAUGUGUCCGUUUAAUUCUCUCUUUUGUUUUUGGAGACCCAAUAAAAAUGGUUGCGCAUUUAUAGCACCGUUGGUCACCAGAAACGGAUUAUAGAAACUGCAAAUGAACAAAAGUAGGAGUUUGACUU